Molecule: messenger RNA, 1263 nt
Organism: Guyanagaster necrorhizus
Lineage: Eukaryota; Fungi; Basidiomycota; Agaricomycetes; Agaricales; Physalacriaceae
Product: mRNA capping enzyme, alpha subunit
Exons: 10
Coding region: 1-1263 (420 amino acids)
Biological process (GO): 7-methylguanosine mRNA capping; DNA recombination; DNA repair
Cellular component (GO): mRNA capping enzyme complex
Molecular function (GO): mRNA guanylyltransferase activity; ATP binding; DNA ligase (ATP) activity
Source: RefSeq, a predicted model, not a curated record
AUGCCUACUGUUCCCGACCUCCCUGGCACGCUUGUGCCUCCUGACCAAGAAAACUGGCUCAAAUCGAACGUUGCGCGGCUCUGUAAUAUCGACCACCACAGGUUUCCAGGGGGCCAGCCAGUAAGUUUUGGCACCAAUGAUCUCGACAAGUUGGAGCAACAAGAUUUCUGGGUCUGCGAAAAGUCGGAUGGAAUCCGCGUUUUGCUCUUUGUUUUCACCAACAACAACACUAAGGACCAGAUGAUCUACCUCAUUGACCGCCACAACACUUAUCGCGCAUUAACAGGACUAUAUUUCCCUCACCACGAGAAUCCCAUGUUCCCACUGCGAAGUACCAUCAUCGAUGGCGAACUUGUCAUUGACGUCGACCCGAGGACCAAACACGAGACACUGCGAUUCCUUGCCUUUGACUGCCUCGUUGUUGACGAUCAAAAUGUUAUGUCAAGACCUUUGGACAAGCGUUAUGGGAGGCUCAACGAAUGGUUUCUAAAACCGUACGCAAGGAUGAUGCGAGAUCAUCCACACAUGGCGAAUACGCAGCCUUUCGAUAUCAAGGUCAAGCAGAUAAAGUCAUCCUACAACGUAGAGCAGGUCUUCAACGUCGACAUCCCAGCCCUGCAACAUGGGAAUGAUGGCCUCAUUUAUACCUGCGUCAACAGUCCAUAUUCAUCUGGGACAGACCCGAACAUAAUGAAAUGGAAACCCUCCUCGGAGAACUCUAUCGACUUUAAGUUAGUUCUUCGCUUCCCACCUCUGGCGUCAAAUCCUACCGUGCCGGACUUUCAUGCCAAACCGGUAUUUUUACUACAAGUCUGGUGCGGCGAUGAACACGGAGUGGCAAAGUAUGAACUGUACGAUGAUAUGUAUGUCGAUGAUGAAGAAUGGGAGCAGAUGAAGUCGUCAGGCGAACAAUAUGACGAUCGCAUCAUCGAAGUUCACUGGGAUCCCGCAGUAUCACAUUGGCGCAUGAUGAGAUUUAGAGAUGACAAGCCAAAUGGUAAUCAUCGGAGCGUCGUCGAGAACAUCAUACAGAGUAUAGCUGAUGGGGUGGAAAAAGACGCUCUUUUAGCCCGUUCCAAUGCGAUACGGAACGCCUGGAAGGCGCGGCAAGGCCAACCAGCUGCUAGGCCAGCAGUAGCUCAGCCGCCUAAACAGGUCCAGCGACCCCCUCCGUCGGAUAUCAAGCGACGAUACGGACCCAUUGCGCCGUCUCCUUGGAGCAAAGUCUCAGGUCCCGAGACCAUAGCCGGCAUGAAACGAUAA